Molecule: messenger RNA, 1635 nt
Organism: Sclerotinia borealis F-4128
Lineage: Eukaryota; Fungi; Ascomycota; Leotiomycetes; Helotiales; Sclerotiniaceae
Source: the annotation of a GenBank genome assembly
AUGUCUCAAGAACCAUCUGCCGGCGUGGCAAAUCACUCAACUAUUACAUCGGCCGAAGCACAAUACUACCCUCGCCAUGAUGCUUCUACGCUAAAUGCGACUACGGGUACGGAUGCUAAAGAUGCUCUAGAAGCCACUACAGCCAAGAUGAAUUUGGAAUCAUCUACAUCUCAAAUGUUGGAUAAUGUAUCUUCAUCAGAUCGACUGGAGCUCAAAGCUCCAGAUAAUCCUUCACAGUCAGGCUCUGCCUUGCACGAAAGUCCUGAUGUUGAUGAUCUGUCGAAAUUGAUACUAGAUAUGGUAUUAAUAGGCGGAGAUGGAGGGACAGUGAAUGCGGAGAACUCCAGUUCAGUCGCACCACCAACAUCUAUCGUACGACCACUCAAAAAUAUAAAACCCUCGACUCAGCCUCAGCCUUCUACAAUUGCGACCACUACAACAUCCGCAAUAUCUCAUAAUACUCAACAUCAUUGUCAAACAUCAAUACCGACUCUUACUGCCAAUCCACAAAUCUCGAGUGACCACGCCACCUCUACCAACUUCGCCGGCACUUCGAAGGAAAAUAUGAAUGUCGUUAAGAUCAAAGUCAAUCAUCGGAAGAUGGCUCGAGUCAAGGCACAUCCAAACGCCUUGACGGUUUACGAGGCUGAACUUACAAGCAAGGAUAGAGCGACUCAAAAAGAAGCUGUCAGGCAAUACUUGGAGAACCGUGUGAAGCAGGACUGGAAUUGGGUGCGGCCAGCAGAAGAAGACGCCUCUAUCGAUAUUAUGGAAGCAUUGGCUAAACACCCUUCUUCGGAUAAUCUCUCAAAUACUAGUACGAACAGUCCAGCAUACAAGGAGGAAUGGCGACAAAGAGAUGAAUGGGAAAGUGAUCCCAGCGAGAGCGAGGGCGACAACCCCACUUCCCCUAAAGGUCCCGUAAAUAUAAAUUCUCCGGACAAGGAAAGCCCGUUCCGAUUUGACAGUCCCGAUGGUGUGGGUCAAUUGGUCAAACAGAGACGAGCCGCUCGAAGACGCAAACACAAAAAGAAGCUUGCGGCGGAAAUGGAAUGGAAUACAGGGGUACACUGUUAUGUUGAACGACGUGACGCGUGGACUUGUGCUCGACAUGUCGCUCCUGCUGCUUGGCGUGACCCCGGCGCUAUCGAAAAAACACAAGCCCACACAAAUGGAAGUCUCCGUACAGCUGUGGUCGAUUCGUCGGAUGAAGAAGGCUGGGACACGGAAGUGCCGAUUGCCAAACCACUAUUACCACCUGACAAUGCAAUGAGAUCGAGCAUCACAUCUCAAGCUUACAGCACGAUAUACGACAAAGUCAUCUUGCAAUCAAUGACACCUAGUUGUCCUAUCAAUUUAUCCGAUGUCAUACAGAGCUGUGUACAAGGAUGGAAACGGGACGGAGAAUGGCCCCCUACUUCAUCUGUCCCUGAACCUGGUCUCGCGGCGAAGAAGAAGCAAAGAAGAUUGAGUAUGUUAAAUAUAUUAGGGUUGAACCAACCCACAAUACCUGGGGGUAGCACCGGGGCGGAUAAAAGUCCACAGACGCCAAAUUCCAUUAAAAAAGGACUAAAAAACUUCUGGAAACGCGGAGACAAGAUUAAAGGUGGGCCUGAGGGUGGAACAGGGGCUUAA